AAUGGCUGAUGAUUUUGCACCGCCCGCAGAUGGUUUUGCACCCGCUGAGGAUAAUUGGGCCACGGAAGAUGUUGCUGGUGGACAAGGGGAUAUGCAAAUGACUACAAUUGAUUUUCCUGAAAUUAAAUUGUUUGGUAAAUGGUCUUUGAGCGAUAUCGAAGUUAAUGAUGCUUCUUUAGUGGAUUAUAUUGCUGUUAAAGACAAAUAUGCCAAAUAUUUGCCACACAGUGCUGGUCGUUAUCAAAUCAAGCGUUUUCGAAAGGCGCAUUGUCCGAUUGUUGAACGUUUGGUUUGUUCGAUGAUGAUGCAUGGACGUAAUAAUGGUAAAAAGUUAAUGGCUGUUCGGAUUGUGAAGCACGCUUUUGAGAUUAUACAUAUUUUAACUGGAGAGAAUCCAGUUCAAAUACUUGUUGGUGCUGUUAUCAAUGGAGGACCACGGGAGGAUUCUACUCGUAUAGGUCGUGCUGGAACUGUUCGUCGUCAAGCUGUUGAUGUUUCGCCUCUUCGUCGUGUUAAUCAGGCGAUUUGGCUUUUAUGUACUGGGUCUCGUGAAGCUUCUUUCCGUAAUAUCAAAACAAUUGCUGAAUGUUUGGCUGAUGAGUUAAUUAACGCGGCAAAAGGUUCGAGCAAUUCAUAUGCUAUCAAGAAGAAGGACGAAUUGGAGCGAGUUGCAAAAUCUAACCGUUAA
Messenger RNA from Meloidogyne enterolobii, 688 nucleotides. The record is from the annotation of a GenBank genome assembly. Lineage: Eukaryota; Metazoa; Nematoda; Chromadorea; Rhabditida; Meloidogynidae.